This is a messenger RNA of Baudoinia panamericana UAMH 10762, 3436 nucleotides long. RefSeq lists its product as uncharacterized. Lineage: Eukaryota; Fungi; Ascomycota; Dothideomycetes; Mycosphaerellales; Teratosphaeriaceae. The transcript has 3 exons. Bases 398 to 3214 code for a protein of 938 amino acids. The record is from RefSeq and is a predicted model, not a curated record.
GCUGUUGCGCACGUGGCAACGAAACCCAAUAUUGACGCUGCUUACACCUUCCGCACACUCAGUCGAAAGUGAAGGUCGCCUUGACCAAGAUCUGCCUACACAGCCUUCUUGCCGCUGUCACAUCGUGCUUGCACGUCUGUAACCACUCACAACAUUGUGUGUGACCUCAAGUGAUGAACACAGACGUCUCGAAGGCUCUUUAGAUCUCGUCGCCUUUAUCAUAACAGUACUCAGCAUCGGGUCACGAACAACUCUGGAUGCACCGCUAGCAGUCUCAACACCCCCCCUAAGCUCCUACAACAUCUCCCAUCAUGUCAGCUUUCCAUCACCCAGUGCAAGAAGAGAAGAGCUACCGCCGCGCUAUCUUCUUGUUCGUAUCCCUAGCGGUCGCGGGAAUAUGCAGCAUCUACCCAGUGAUGUGCUUCAAGAAUUACAGUGCCAAGGAGAAAGAGAAGCUCAACCACGACGUAGCAAAGAUGGAGCGGCGCGCCAAAGACGACAUUCGCGCACAUCUGCCGAGGAUCAGACAGCGAUCGCAUUCUCCGCCUCAGGUAGCCCACCUGCCUCGAGACCGGCAUCAUCGCCAUCGGCAUCACUCGUCCUCACGCCAUCGGGAUCGGCGCCACGUGGCCUACCUAGACAACGACUCGAACUACCACCCGAGGUCGCACGCUUACGACCAGGAUCUGGAUCGCGAUCGCCAACGCCGCCACCACGGUCAUCCGCCACCGAGACGGUACCAUCACAGCUCUUAGGAGGGUGUGUUGGGGCCGAUGCCGACCUUUUGAUGUCAAAUGCGCGCCAGUGUACACCGUCCCCAUACGCGUAUCAUCUAGCACGAAAGACGUCAGUAGCUGCACGCCUGCAUAACCUUUUAGCAUCCCGCCGCUCAUCUCAUGUCUCCAGUCUUUCAGGCGAUGGACCAUCAUCGGAACAGGACAAGCAGUCAGAGAAGAACAAUCGGGACGGCUCUUCGGCGGACACGCCGCAGUCCGGCAAGUCUCGUGGUACUGGUAUUUCUGCAGCGUCAACCAUCUCUCGAGCCAGCAGCUUCGCGUACUUCCUGCGUAACAACAGACCAGACUUGCGCUUGUUCAAGAAGCGAAGUCAACCGAUUGAGCAUCUCCGUGAGCGCCCUGAUGUCCCACCGAAGAAGCCACUCACGAGGCGCUCAUCUUCCUAUUGCAGACCUAGAGUUGUUCAGGAUACGGCGAUAUCCUCUCCUCCACCUACUCUGCCACAUCUACGGCAGACGCUUUCGCUAACAGCAUUGGCACGUGAGCGGCCUCCCGACUGGGGCCGAACACCAGCUUCUAAAACCACAGUUCCGGCCAGUGACCUGCCAGCACCCUUAGUCAGCCUUAGCGUACAACAGCCGGCAAAGUCAAGCUUGAAGACAGCACCAUCUACUUUACCCCGGACGCCCCCAGCAAGGCCUCGCUUACUCAAAACACCCACACUUGACGAUCUGUCCAGCUCGCCACGAGCUCGGCAAGUCAGGAUCGAGACGCCGGGUAGAGCGCGCUCGAGGAGUAGAGAAUCUGGUGAUCGCUCACAACGGCGGCCUGGCAGCUUGUUCCUGCAAAUGCCUCCCAGAAGCCAACCACAUCUAGCAGCACCAACAAGCCACCACGACGUCACUCCUCCAAACGUCGAGCCCAGCUCACCCGACCGCUCGCACUUUCGACAUGGCGAAUCUUACUUUCGCACAUUCGGGGAGGACACCGUGUUCAUGAAAGAGUUCACACCAACCAUGAUACCCAGUGCGGUGCCUUCACCACAGAGCAUGCUCACUCUGCCCGAGCCCGUAACACCACUGCAGCCAAGCAUGCUGGCACCGUCUCAGCCGCAUAGACGCAGGUCUCUUGCCUUUCUUCAUGCCUUCCACAGAUCCACAGUCGUUCAGGGUACGCAUAAAGCACCUCACAGCGGCACUGAGCGAAUGCGACCACCUACAGCGCCUGGCAUCUCCGUCAGCCCACCAGAUGAGUCGCCGCCAACGCACGGGCGGUCAUCAAUGCAGUCGCUACCUCCCAACAUCGCAUUACCUGCCUACUUCAUGCCGAAGCACGGCAAGCACCGGUCUCAAGAUUCCGAGUCGUCAACGGGCACGACUCCAAUCAGCCCUCUAGAGCCUAUCCCACACCGCCGGCCUGCUUUGCACCGACGGGAUAUGUCGCAAGCGUCCAGCGACAGCUUAGCCGUAUCCCCAAUGAACCGCACUCGGUCAAGGCCAAGGCUGAGGCAACGAUCGACCGUUGCGGACAUUGAGGAGCUUGAACUACCCGCUGUGCUCUCGGGGACAAGUAUCGUACCCGCCGUAACGUCUGAAGCUGUCACCAGACCGCAACAGCCAUACAGAUCAAGUGAUGGACAAACGUACUAUCAAACGCCACUGACCGGCGCCGGCGUGGUCAAAUCAGUGUCUGCUAACCACUCCACCAUCCGCCAUCCGCCUGAGAAACAACCCGGGGCAAGAGACAGUGGCGUUCGACGCAGCGUCUUCAAGAACUUCUUCCUCGACCUGCGCAAGACUUCCAUGGCUGCCCCUGUACUGAGGGAGGCAGAGUCUGCGGAACCGGAACCAAUGCACCGUCGUCAAGGCUUGCCGCACAAAGCCUCCACCUCAACGUUCCUUACGACCAUGACGAGUCCACCAACGAACAAGCUGCGGAAGAAGUCUUCUGUCGCCAUGGUGGCCAAGCCUGCUGCCAAGCCCUCUCCAAAGCUGCAGUACAACACCGAAGUGACCAACUUCUACCAAACGCCGUACAGUCAGCGCGUCGCUAAUACGCGGCGUGCCGAACAGCUACUGAUACGCUCGUUGGUGGAGGAUGCGCUCAACGACUCUGACGCCGACGACGUGCAACUUGGCUACGAACAAGACGUCCCGGACCAUCUCCCCAGCAGUCCGCUAUGUCCGCUCAGCCCCAUGCACAAGAGUGGUGGAAGAGGUAUCUGUCCGUUGCAUGGGUGGAAGCGAAAAGAGAAACAGAAGCCGACCUUGGCCAUGACAAGAACCGGGACGGAGACGGGAAUGAGCAUGAAGAAGGUGCAGCGGGUGGGGACGAAAUUACCAGAGCCGGUGAUUGUGUAUGAGGGCAAGGUUGAGGAAGUGAAGCGGAACAAGAGUGGUGGAAGUGUCGGGAGGGCGGAUGUGAGUGGGCGGAGACAAAGUGGGGAUGCGUGGUAUGAUGAUGAUGAUGAGGAGUGACAAGAAGGCGCUCCCGCCUCGCUCCUUCCUAAGCAAGUGCGUUCAGGGUCACUACAUGGUUGCUAUGUUAUACAAGGGGCUGACUCAGCGCACACGGUUUGUAUCUAUCUUUUCAUUCGAGUCCUCGAGGACAUGGUCACAUCACAUACACAACAUUCACAACACAACAUUCACAACGACCAAUUGCUACCGCUGCUGCUGCUGCUGGAUACCAUCGUAGUC